AAGCAUCGAACGAUUAACGACGAAACAAUGGCGCUGUGGACCUCGUUUUCCGUGGCUAUUCUUUUAAUCGGCAACGCGGUUGCUGAUAUUAUGCUGCAACCUGGUUACGGACAUCCGCAGCCCGCGUUCAAUUCGCAACCAUUAGUGCAACCACUGUCAACCCUUCACCACGGAGCAGAUAACGUGGCGUUCCAACAACAACGGGAAGCCUUUGAUCCAGGAUAUCAUUUCGAGCUUCAUCCGGUGUACGGACAUUUACAACAACAUUUACAGCCUGCCGAUGGAUCAGCAUUUAUACCGAGCCACGAUUUAUCACCGUAUAUGUCGAGGACAGCUUACAGACGAUUGACUGGUGGGAAGAUGGGUGGUCUUGGUCUUGUUGGACCGCCUGCGAUCCUUCCACACCAGUAUCUUCCUUUGGCAGUACAUAACCGACACAGACGAUCCAGCGAUGAUGAAUCCAGUGUUGGGGUACAAAGGGAGAAGCGUGACAAAUCUAAUGUGGCCGCGAAGUCGACCCUAAAUCAGGAUGUCCCGUCGGUCGUUGAUUUGCAAUCUCAGAACGGAGAGGCUACGAAAAAUUUGGAUGAAAAACGCGUCGAAGUCCGCCAGAGCAAAAAUGAUCAAGCGAACGCUGCUACCCUAUUAGGCAUAAACCCAUCAAGAAUGUACCCCGUGCAGAAUCACUACCGGUACGGGGAGCCAGACUUCAAUUCCUAUCAACCUAUCAUCAGCAGCCGUCUACCGAUGGUAGCCCAAUUAAAUACUCGAGCUGCGAUGCAGGAACAAACAACUUCGCAGCACCAAGCCGGAAGUUCGAUGCAAAACUCAGCACCCCGAAUGAACCCUGAAGAUUACCAGCAUGCUAUUCUGCGACAAGCGUACCAGGAACAACAACAACAACAACAACAAAACGGAAUGUUGCAGGCUACCGUACAAGAUCAAAGAAAUGCUCCUGACCCUAGACCAGUGUCCACGACCCCUAACUCGUCGACGGAGCCAAUGACUACGAGCGAGGACAGCAAGUCUGAAACCCUUGUAGCGGCCAGCAAUGUCGAGCCAAUCGACGAUAAAAACUUGAUGAGCUCAAGGUGCCACCACCAUCACCACCACGCGACAACAUAUCUACAUCACCAUGGGAUGUUCAGAGCUCCAAACACACCGGUAUCAACUGAGAAUUACGCUGGUUCCUGCAUGAGUCCCAACAAUUAUAUGGUCUACAACGACAACUACCAGACGUCGAGCAACGUACCGUUGACGCAGCUCGGUGGAUAUCAGUCAGCACAAGUUUAUCAGCUUUCAGCCAUUCCCCAAAGUUAUCCGACGAUUGGUGGCUACGUCUUCCUGCCAGAGGCUUACAACUACAUCAAUUCCGUCCCCAAUCACGACUGGAAAUAUCCUGCCGUCCCGCAGACAACAACAUAUUGUUUGCAACAGGCGAACACAGUACCGACCGUAGCGUAUCAAUUCAUGUGAAACACGAGCAAAGCAAAUCGAACGACCGAAUUAGAUUAAUAGUUUAUUUAUUACAUUUUAUACGAGACGCGAUAGCUGUUUAUUUUAUACCCCGUGGCUGUCGUCGAAAUCCGUCCAUUUAGUGGCUAUCAAUUACACGGUGUCGGCCAUACGGCAAUAAAAAGAGAUGAUCUUGGUACCAUUCAACCAGCCGAUGUAAUAUCUUCGAAUAAACAUACGA
Messenger RNA from Dufourea novaeangliae, 1696 nucleotides. RefSeq lists its product as uncharacterized. The transcript has 5 exons. The record is from RefSeq and is a predicted model, not a curated record. Lineage: Eukaryota; Metazoa; Arthropoda; Insecta; Hymenoptera; Halictidae. Bases 28 to 1476 code for a protein of 482 amino acids.